AUGACAUCAAACGCUCGACCACAAUCAGUGAGGGGGUUGUACACUCCCCCAGCCGAAGAAUGGGUAUUCUUACCACCUUCUGUCAAUCCACCUUCUACUUCACCUACGACUAGUGCGCCUUCUCAUGUGCCAUCGUCAUUCAAUCCAUCCGUGGAAGAUGAUGAGAAUAUGGCACUACCAAUGAUGGGCAGACCUUUCAAUCUGUUCUUGUCAGAAUAUCUCACAACGGCAAUGGGGAUGCCAUUCGAAGUUGGUAAAACAUUAUUACAAGUCGAAUAUAGACCAAGAAAGAAGUUUGUUCAAGAUGAUGAGAUACAAAGUGUUAUCGAAAAAGAACAAUUCGAAUUACAAGAUGAUCAAAUUGAAAAUCCCGAAGAAGCAGAUAUGUAUUUCUCAGAUAGAUUAGCUCAACCUGCAGCACCUUUGGUACCUCCUUCAGAGCAGAUAGUGGAGACGGAUGCAUCUGGAUAUUUACCUGAUCUUCACCCGUCUUGGCUUCUCAAUGACGAUCCAGAGAUAUCAAGAGGGAAUGGAGUAUGGGGUAUGAUCAGACGAAUACGAUAUACUUCUUCAGAGGGAUUACCUGGAUUAUGGAAAUCACAAUUAAUCUCAACGAUUCAUUCAUUCCUAUCUAAUAUCUUACAACCUUCCAUCCAUUCAUUCUUGUUGGUUCUGAUACCAUCAAUCUCAUCACCUAUAUCAUUAGAUAUAAGCUUAACUGCAUUACCCAAUCCAGGUAUACCAUUAGGGUUACAAGUUACAUCGCAUCUUUUGACUCAUUUACUUUUAUCUCCUUUGGAACUGAUUAGAACGAGAUUAAUAGUUAUGCCUACAAGUCAUCAUUCGACUCCUACAAGUGUUACCUUAUUCAAGAAAAUGAUUGAAGAAGAAGGUGGAUUCUCAACUUUAUAUUUCAAUCAAAUUUUGUUAUUCCCUUCAAUAUUAGAACAUUCCAUCAGACCUUUAUUGACUUUAUCAAUCCCGUUAUUGGUGGAGAGACAAUUCGGUAUCUCACCUGACAUUUCACCAGUCUUAUAUUCGUUAGCGGAUCUUUCGUUGGGUUUAGGAUCUUUGAUCAUCCUGUUGCCGAUCGAAACUGUUAGGAAAAGAUUGCAACUCCAAUCGAGAAGUGCGGGUGGCGGUAAGAAACUGAAAUCUGUGGUGAAAUUAAGAGAAAAAGAUUACGUCGGUAUAGUAGAGGCUAUUUGGAGAAUAUUAAAUGAAGAGACAGGUGUGAGAAGGAAGCGAAAGAUGACGGAGAGAGAUGAAGGUGGUUGGUUCAGUGGUGUGAGGCAAUUAUAUCGAGGGUUCGGUAUGGCCGCCACGGCUCAUGUUACAGUGUUUGGUCUAGGUCUAGUCAGUCAGAUGUUAUCAGGGAACGAUGGGGGAUGGAAAGAGAUUUGA
Molecule: messenger RNA, 1404 nt
Organism: Kwoniella shivajii
Lineage: Eukaryota; Fungi; Basidiomycota; Tremellomycetes; Tremellales; Cryptococcaceae
Exons: 5
Coding region: 1-1404 (467 amino acids)
Biological process (GO): mitochondrial coenzyme A transmembrane transport; mitochondrial fusion
Cellular component (GO): mitochondrial inner membrane
Molecular function (GO): coenzyme A transmembrane transporter activity
Source: RefSeq, a predicted model, not a curated record